UUGUUAUCAAAUGUAAACAUAACCUCAGUUAUGGGUUGUUAUUCGAUUUCUUAUAUUCAAUGCAGAUAUUAAAUAAAUAACAAUGGCACUUGUUCAUUGUUUCCAAUUUUUCUUACUUAGCGUCUGCAUCAAUUCGUUUACAAUAUUCAUGUAUGUUAUUUAUCAUGGUGAUUUACUAUGGACUUCAUACAAUCAAAGUGUUGAAGAGGAAUACGACUAUAUUAUCGUUGGUUCAGGAACGGCAGGAUCCGUGAUAGCCCAAAGGCUUGUGAGCGAAACGAACCACACCUUCGUGGUUCUAGAAGCGGGAGGUAGCAGCAACUUCCUUUUUGAUGUACCAGUUCUUGGGCCACUGCUGCAUGGCUCUGUGUAUGAUUGGCAAUAUGAGACUGUGCCACAGGAGAAUGCAUGUUAUGCUAUGGAAAAUAAGAAAUGUCAGCUGUUUCAAGGGAAAAUAAUUGGUGGUUCGUCCAAGCUGAACAACAUGAUACAUGUGCGAGGUAACAUAUCCCACUAUCUCGACUGGUUUCACGGCGAAUACGACGAGGAAUUCAUCCGCAGACAUUUUGAAUUCGUCGAAGAUAAUAUUUUGAAUCUAGACGAAAUUCGAUUUCAAAGCGAACUUGCUGAUGCUAUAUUGGAAGCUGCCGAGGAAUUAGGUUACCACACUAUCAACGUUGAAUUUGAACAGGGUUUCAGGAAAAGUAAAGUGUCUCAAAAGAAUGGCAAAAGAUGGUCAGCUAGUAAUAGUUUAGAUUCUAAAUAUAUCAAAAUUGAUGCUCUAGUCCAAAAAGUUUUAGUUACGAAUAAUAAGGCUUAUGGUGUUAGUGUUAUUGUAUCGGAUAAAGAGAAAAAUAUAUAUGCAAGGAAAGGUGUUAUUCUAUCAGCAGGGUCAUUAAAUACUCCAAAAAUCCUACAGCUCUCUGGUAUUGGUCCAUCGGAAUUAUUAAAACCUCUAGAUAUUCGUGUUGUGAAAGAUUUACCAGUGGGUAAAAAUUUGCAAGAUCAUAUAGGCACAGGAUUAGAUCUGAUCAUGUUUAACAAGUCUCUCUCAAUUAGCGCUAUAGAUAUGUUGAACGUGUAUUACGCCACACAAUAUUUUGUACACGGUAAAGGACCUUUCACAACACCCGGAUGUGAAGUUGUUGGUUUUAUUUCCACUAAAAAUGAAUCCACACCCGAUCUUCAAUUCAUGGUGUUACCAGUAGGAAUAUCUUCAGAUAGAGGCACUCGCUUGAGAACAAGUUUAGCUAUAAGCGACUUGACGUGGUACAAUUAUUUUGCAAAGUCGUUUGAGAAGCACACAGCGACUAUACUGCCAUUGAUAUUGCAUCCGAAAAGUAAAGGUGAUGUUAGAAUAAGAAAUAAAGAUCCUAAAUCAGCACCUCUGAUUGAUCCAAAGUAUUUAUCGAAAAGGAACGAUGUUGAUACGUUGAUAAGAGGUCUCAAAUUAAUUGUUAAUUUUAUUGAUACUCAUGCUAUGAGGAAAAUUGGGGCUUACAUUAACCCUAUGCCUUUUCCCGGCUGUGAGAGGUACUUAAUAUUUUCAGAUCAGUAUUGGGAAUGUUACAUUCGCCAUUUGACCUUAACGAGCUACCAUCCUGUAGGUACUUGUGCUAUGGGUUUGUCGGCAGAAGACAGUGUUGUGGAUACUUCAUUUCAAGUUUUUGGAAUCAGUAGUUUGUAUGUUGCUGAUGGUUCUGUUUUGCCGACGCUACCUAGUGGUAAUAUUAAUGCUGCAAUAGCUAUGAUGGCCAGUGUGUUUUUUGAAGCGAAUUUUUUAUCAAAGUCAAAGUUGCCGCGUCCUGAGCAUGUUUGUAAUAAGAAGGAUUAUCUUGAUGAGCUUCUGUUUAAAAUUUGUAUUUUCAAGUGAAUUGUGAUAUUAGUGUUAAGGUGAUUGUUAGUAGGUACAAUGUGUUGUUGUAAUUCUUUCUUUUUAUUAUUUAAGUACAAAAUUAAUACUUAUUUUGAUUUUAUUGUUAAAUUUAAAGAGAAACCACUGGUAUUUAAUUAAGUUUCGUUGUUUUAUGGAAUACUAACUUACAUGGGUAUAUUUACAAAGAUUUCAUUGAGGGUUAGCCCCUUUUUUGUCACCGGUAUAAUGUCUCUUUUAGAAAAUCAUUGAACUUAUACUCGCAUAACAAAAAGCUAAUCCAAUUAUCCCAAUCCCAUUCGAAUAUGGAGAAAAAACUGUUUCCAUGGGAUGCCACGCGGGCGAAGCCGCGGGUAAAACUAGUUGCACAUAAAAAUA
Amyelois transitella is the source of this 2251-nucleotide messenger RNA. RefSeq names its product glucose dehydrogenase [FAD, quinone]. Bases 83 to 1873 code for a protein of 596 amino acids. The record is from RefSeq and is a predicted model, not a curated record. Lineage: Eukaryota; Metazoa; Arthropoda; Insecta; Lepidoptera; Pyralidae. The transcript is spliced from 3 exons. Gene Ontology annotation, molecular function: flavin adenine dinucleotide binding; ecdysone oxidase activity.